Synchiropus splendidus (mandarinfish) is the source of this 6130-nucleotide messenger RNA. RefSeq names its product B-cell lymphoma/leukemia 11A-like. The record is from RefSeq and is a predicted model, not a curated record. The transcript has 4 exons. The coding region runs from base 483 to 2903 and encodes 806 amino acids. Gene Ontology annotation, cellular component: nucleus. Gene Ontology annotation, molecular function: RNA polymerase II cis-regulatory region sequence-specific DNA binding; DNA-binding transcription factor activity. NCBI's taxonomy places the organism in Eukaryota, Metazoa, Chordata, Actinopteri, Syngnathiformes, Callionymidae. Gene Ontology annotation, biological process: regulation of transcription by RNA polymerase II; negative regulation of dendrite development.
GAGAUGUAGCGGAAGUCCUAACCCCCGCCCCCUCGCUCCCCCUCCGUCCAUUGGUGUCUUCAGGGUCUCUCCCGUCCAUAGGUAGUCUCCACAAUGAGUGUCCAUUGGUGUUUAUGAUGGCUGGCCCCCCCUCCCACUGGCCGCCUUCGCCCUGCCCACGUCUUCUAUGUCUCGGUACGUCCAUCUCCUGACGUUCAAGUUCGCAGGAACGUCACGUCCGCACUUGAACUUGCAGCUCAGGGGGGGCACUCCGGACCCCCAUCACUCUCUUCUGGCGAACAAGUCAUGAGGAGCUCCGCAGAGCGCGCAGCGUCUCGUUCCGUGUGACCGGCGCGUCUUCUUCUCCCAGCCUGCCGCUUGUCGUUGAUCGGAGCAAGCUCUCGUUGUUGUUGCUGUCGGAUGCCAGAAGGAUCAAUGAAGAUAUUCCACUCGGACUUGUUCGCAGAGGAUUUCCCAAUGUGAAGAGCCCACUCUGAACCAACAUGUCUCGCCGCAAGCAGGGCAAACCCCAGCAUUUGAGCACACGGGAGUUUUCACCUGAGCCGCUGUCAGGUGUUUUACCAGGAGAGGACUCUCAGGACUCCCCCAGGCUGGGUGUAGCGCAGGGUGAGCCCCUGAAAGGGGACCAGGACCUUCUGACCUGCGGACAGUGUCACACCCGCUUUCCCUUGGGUGACAUCCUACUGUUCAUCGAACACAAACGGAGGCAGUGUCAUGCCAGCCUUUGCCUGGACAAACCUUUGGACCGUCCACCUUCGUCCCCACUGGCCUCGCCUCUCUCAACGUCCUCCUCGCACUCACGGACCCCCCUUCAGCACCCACGAAGGACCUCUCACCCCGUAGAGGUGGCCGUUCAAGUGUCGCCGUAUGACGAGGAUUGUUUAUCUGCUCCGUUGCAAGGAAUAAUCCCCAAGCAGGAGAACAUCACAGAUAAAGAUGAGCCCAGCAGUUACACCUGCACCACCUGCAAGCAGCCCUUCACCAGUGCCUGGUUCCUGCUCCAGCAUGCGCAGAACACCCAUGGAUUCAGGAUCUACCUGGAGAGUGAGCCGGGCAGCCCUCUAACCCCCCGCGUGGCUGCUGCUCCAGGAAUGGGUGGUGAAUGUGCCUCCUCCCAGCCUCCGCUCCACGCCGUCCAUUUGGCUGACGGAAGUCCAUACAGCUUGCUAAGAAUGCCGGGCUCUGGUUCGGGCCGGGAUUCUGCAUCCACUCCUCGUGAGGGACGGUAUCCUCAAACCCCUCCGCUAUUCAGCCCGCCACCACGCCACCAUCUUAGCCCUGAUGAGCUGGCGCUGGCCACUCACCAUCCCAGUGCUUUUGACCGGGUGAUGAGGCUAAACUCCCUGCCACAUGAGCCGCCCCCAAGCAUGGACUUUUCCAGACGGCUACGCGAACUGGCAGGAAAUGCCACCGGCGCUUCUCCUCCGCUCUCCCCGAAUCGGCCCAGCCCUAUGCAAAGACUGCUUCAACCGUUCCAGCCUGGGUCCAAGCCUCCAUUUUCAGCGACGCCGCCCCUUUCCUCUUCCCAGUCACCUUCAGGUUCUCGCUCAACCCCCAACGCGGUGUCAAAUGCGGUUCAGCCGGGUACCCCACUCAAGGCCAAGUCUUGUGAAUUCUGUGGGAAGACCUUCAAAUUUCAGAGUAACUUGAUUGUUCACCGGCGUAGCCACACAGGAGAAAAGCCAUUUAAGUGUCACUUGUGUAACCAUGCAUGCACCCAAGCCAGCAAACUGAAACGGCACAUGAAGACGCACUCUCAGAACAAGUCACUGGUUCUAAAUGCCAAGUCUGAUGAUGGCCUUUCAACUGCCAGCUCUCCCGAGCCAGGUACCAGUGAGGUAGUGGGCAGUGCCACUGAUGCGCUCAAGUCCGUGGUGGCCAAGUUCAAGAGCGAGAACAAUGGCCUGCCAUCUGAAAAUGGAGAUGAAGAGGAGGAGGAGGAGGAGGAAGAAGAUGAGGAGGAAGAAGAGGAGGAGGAGGAGGAAGAGGAGGAGGGAGACGAGGAAGAAGUUGAAGGGAAGCAUGUGAUUGGGGAAGAAAGAGUGGAAAAUGACUAUCACUUCAGCCUGAAGCUUGAAGGGGCCCGUCACCAUCAGAACAGUGAGAUACUGCGUCCACAUCGUCGUAGCUCAUUGAGGGACCCUGGCGAUGAGGACUCGGCGAUGGAGUUGGACCGUGCAGAAGAUGGGACGACACUCAAUGGUCUGGCUCCGCUGUCCAAUGACAGCCUUUCCCGGAAGCUAUUGGGCGGAGGGAUAAGCCCUAACUCACUUAGUCCCCUGUCGAAGCGAAUAAAAGUGGAAAAGGACAUUGACCCACCCACUCCAACCAUCACAAACACUGAAAACGUCUACUCCCAGUGGCUAGCGGGAUACGCUGCCUCCCGACAACUCAAGGACCCCUUCCUCAACUUUUCAGGCGGGGACUCCAGACAAUCGCCUUUUGCCUCAUCCUCUGAGCAUUCGUCGGAAAACGGGAGCAUGCGGUACUCCACCCCUCCCGGGGAACUCGAGGUGGAACGGACAGCGUCAGGACACAGCGGUACCGGGAGCGGGGCCAGCACACCCCACGGCGGCAACGGAAAUGGUCGGCCCAACUCCAAGGACGGCCGCCGCAGCGACACCUGUGAAUAUUGUGGCAAAGUUUUCAAGAACUGCAGCAACUUGACUGUGCACAGACGUAGCCACACAGGAGAGAGACCCUACAAGUGUGAGCUGUGCAGCUACGCCUGUGCCCAAAGCUCCAAGCUCACCCGCCACAUGAAGACCCACGGACAAAUGGGCAAAGACGUUUACAAAUGUGACAUCUGCCACAUGCCUUUCAGUGUAUACAGCACUCUGGAGAAACACAUGAAGAAGUGGCACAGUGACCGCCCUCUGGCUAAUGACAUUAAGACCGAGUAGGCGGCGAGCAGCGUGCUGGCAGUUCUCUCUUAGCUCGUCUGGCUUAAAAGCGACCCCGGCUAACUAGACAAUGAUUGAGGAGAGAACAACAGGGUCUGACAAAACAUGAACACCCUGUCGUUACCCCUGGAAUAAAAGCUAAAUGCAUGAUACAUCAUUGGGGCAAUACUAUUGCAUCAGCGCAAAACUUUUUGAGCCUUUCUCUUGUGCAAUAAUUUACACGAUUUGUAUUUUUUGUAACUGGACAGCAUGCUUGGUGUGUUUUUGGCUUAUUUUCGUAGAAGGCGAAUUGUCUUUGGCUGGCAGGUUUGGUCGUACUUGUGUCGCCGUCGAUGCUUAUUACUGAAUUUCCACGUUUAGUUAGGAGAACCCAUGCUGAAUACAGUUUCUACUGUUUUACAUAUCAUGUACAGUUUUGUGUUCAAACGCCACCAACAUGGUCACCGACGUCAAUACAAGCAGGGUUAGCGUUAAAACCGAUUUUUGUGAAAGGGUUUUUUUUUUCCAUGCAAAAUAGAGAUAAGAUGUAUAUCUAUAUAUGUAUAUGACUAUAUGAAUAGAAUUGGGCUGCCUAUCAAAUCCUAGGUACUAGCACCGUGAAAUACUUCUCUCACCAACAGCAACACUAUGGUGUAAAAAGUGACAACAGAGUGCCUUGGAUAUUUUACCUGCAUCCAUUGUUAAUCCUCCUUUUAGGUUGAAGUUUCAGCUGCAGAAGAUUACAGGACAUAUUUGUGCACAUAUGGAAUACGCAGGUCCUUGCAUCAAGCACCUGUGCGACCCCCGUCGCGUUGCAACUCCGCAGAGCAUCAGAAACCAGCUGAAACAAAAAACGGAAUAAUCCUGCUAAAUCGAUUAUCUGCCUGUGUAUUGGUAUUCCCGGUAUGGUACAUGCCUGAAAUUUACUUUAGCAAGUAGAAGUUUGGUUCAGUGUUUUAUGAUUUCUGGUGCGUCCGUACCAUUCUGAAGCUACUCUAAGGAGUCAUUUUAUCCAACGUGAAAGCUCUUUGUUUUUCAAAGCUGUAUUAAUUUCAGUGAAUAUUAAACGUUUGCAGUCUUUUUUUUUUUAUUAUUAUUAUUAUUUCUAGCACAAGAUUUUUUAUUUUUCUCGUCAGCCAACCAGUGAAGCCAGCAGUAAUUUGAAGACCACAGAGUGGUUUAUCGCAGCCAGGCAGAUUUGUUUUGGGUGUAGGUUUAGGUGGGUGUAGAUGGUCAGGGUAGUGAGUAGCAAAUAGCUUCACCGUGUGUCUCUACAAUUCAAAUAUGUGUCCUCAUAGCGCUUUUUAUUUUCUCUCAUCUUAAAACAAACCCCACAAAAUUAAACCACAUUUAACAUAGAUAUUUACUUUUAACACCAUCAAUACCAUAUCAGUAAAAAAAACAACAACUUUUUUUUCUUCUAUUGUAUUGUAUAGUAGCUGAUUUUUUUAAAUCGCUUUCCCUUGUGGUUUUUGAAAAUAGCACUUGUCACUCUGCCUCAGAUUCUGUAUCUGUCUCUCUAAUCGGAGGUACAGUUGGUUGAGUAUAAAAUAAGGACCGGAUUUGGGAUCUGGAACUACCUACGUGCACUGUUUAAUUUCCCCAGUUUACAGCUGGACACUCGAGGGAAAACUCUUGUGAUGACAGAUAACUGUGGUGUUUUCGCAUUACAUUAUAGAAAAUGGUAAAAAAAAAAAAAAAAAAAAAUUAAAAUAGUAAAGAAAAAAUGAAAAAAAAAAAAAGAAUAAAGAAGCCAGCCAUAUCUCCUCCUGAAAACUAAAAAUCUGUUUAGUUUAACUGCCAUAGCUCAAAACCGCUUCAUACUAUAGAAAUUAAUGGAUCAAUAAAUCUGAGUUCAACAAACAUUUUAAAUAUCAUCCCAACAUUGUUAGUAAAGCUUAUUAUUUAAAGGCUUUUUUUUAUUGCUUUUCUCGUCUUGCUGACAUUCAGGACUAGAUCACUAUGUAAUUAUUGUAAUAAAUAUGUCUUUUAUAAUUAUUUUUUUUUGUUGCCUUUAUUAUUUACAAGUCUUCAGGUUGAACAAAACUUUUGCAUUUUGGGAGAGAUUUAUUGAAUAUAAAUAUAUAGAGAGAAGUUAAACACAUAGGAAAACACGCUUGUGUAAAUUCCUAACAUCAACAUACACUUAUGGUCUUUUUUCUUGUAUUUAGAAUGGUAUUUGGAAUUAAUGUUCACUUAGUGUAGGCACUUAUUGUAUUUAUGUUGAAGCCUGUAUUUUGUAACUGUUUUGCCUGUACUCUUAAAGGUUUCAAUGUAUUCUUUUUUUUUUCUGUAGUGAAAAAAAUCCCAACAAGCUGCCACCGUAUAUUUUCCUAAUUUGGCAGGAUAAUACAGUGUGAAUAAUUUGUAUGCUUGAAAAUAAGUAUGUUAAAAAAAAUGAAACGUGGUGUUCCCCAAAGGGUGAGAGGUCAUGUGAUGGCCUUUUCAGGCAGUCCCACUGGUGUGAAUCCACGGUGAGGUAAAACAGGUGGUUGUACAUAUAUUGUUGGUUUUAUAUAUUUUUUUGUUUUCUUUCCUGCCAUUUUAUAUGCAGUAAUACAAGCUAUUGUUGGGUUUUUUUUGGGAGCCAACUUUUUACUGUCCUUAAACAUCUACCACCUGACAACAUUCCAGCCAUUUUUGAAGAGAACUUUAAAAGAAAGUUUUGUCAUAUGCAAUCAAUCCAAUGUCAAUCUGAAAGAGCAUUUGUUCGUUAUUGCUGGAGUUUUUCUUUCGUUGUUUUUUUUUUUUUUAAUAUGUUUUGCUGUUUAUUUUCAUUGCCAAAAGAACUGUGGUGCUUUAUAAUUUAAAUGUGGUACAUCUCUUAUGCAAGGCAUAUUCUAAAAUGACCCGAGUUCAUGAAAAGAAAAACGUUUGGUACAUGUUGUCGAUGCUAUUGAGGUACCUUGAUGUUUCAACCUGAUUUCGUCUUGUGUUCUCUAGUAACAAGAACAUUUUUGUCUGAACUGAACUUGAAGUUGACCUAUGGCAUUGGUCGACGCUAUUUAUUAUGACGACGUAAACACACACCAACGCACACUCUGUUCAGAACGGAGUCACUGUACAAGAAAUCAGCACAUGGUUCUCGCUCCUGAUGAGUUCAUUUGUCUGUUUGAUGACCAAAGGUCAUUGACCACCAUUCUGCGAGUUCUAGCUCAACAUACAGAUUUUGUCAUGGUUUUUUUCAGUUACGGAGAUGCCACACUAUGUUCAGCUUUUGUCUGCAUUAUUCUCUUCACUAAGCCAUU